AUGGAGAAGGCCAGCCAUACGAGCCAAGACUACGACCAUGUCGAACACAUGCCAGCCGUCACGGGCGUCGAGUCUUAUACAGACCAUCGCGCCGACGACGACAGAGCAGAUGAAGCCAGGGGUCGAAAUGCAGAUAAGUUUGACAGGAGCUACUGGCUGUCGGUGAAUUACAUUGGGACUCUUUUCGCUGUCGGCAUGGCGUUCAUGGGAGGCAUUGGAGGCUACGGUCUCAUUGCCCCUAUCUUGUCGCAAAUCAACGAAGACAUCGGCCCUGAUCCGAAUAUCAAUUGGGUACCGCUAGUUAACUUGGCUGGAGGAGCUAUAUUCUUCUUGAUGGUUGGGCAGCUGUCUGAUAUCUUCGGACGGCGUUGGUUCUUCAUCAUUGGCUCUAUCCUGGCGCUCAUUGGUUCGAUCGUGGGUGCUACGGCGAAGAACGUGAACACACUUAUUGGGGCGGAAGUCCUCAUCGGCAUCGCAGUCGCCUUUCAGCAAUCAUUUUUCUGGGUGGUAGCAGAGCUCGUUCCCAUGAAAUAUCGCUACUUCGCCAACUCGUACUGCUACCUGAUGACGACUCCCACCAGUCCUCUAGCAGCCAGAGUGGCCUACAGCUUCCAGACAUACCCUGGCGGAUGGCGCAACUGCUUUUACCUGCUCAUCGCAGUCAACGCUACCAGUGCGAUCGCAUGGUACCUGUUCUACCAUCUACCGACCUUUGGUAUGCUGCAUCGCCAAAAGGCCGCGAGAGACCUCUUCCUCAAUUUUGAUUGGAUCGGUCUUAACCUGUACUCUGGAGGACUGUGUAUCUUGAUCUUCGGCCUGAACUGGGGAGGUGUUCUCUACCCGUGGGACUCGCCCAACGUUAUCGCGACAAUGGUUAUCUUCCUCUCGAAGCGCGGGAAAGAGCCAUAUCUGCCGCUCCAUCUUUUCAAGAACAUCCGAUUCAUGUCCGCUGCAUGGAAAAACGGCCUGGGAGCUUGCGUCUACUACGGUGGUGCUAUUGUCUUCCCACAAGUCGUCACUACGAUUUACCGUGGGCGGGGACAAAUCUCCGAGUAUGACGUUGGAACGCUCGCUGGCCUCAUCAACAUGGCAUUCGUCUUCGCCCAAUCAGUCCAUGGAGUCUUCGAAUGGUUUCUAGGUCCCAGAUGGUGCUUGAUCGGUUCGUCGAUUAUCGCCUGUGCUCUCUUGACAGCCUGUGCUACGGAUCUUGCGAAUAAGAGCCUGACUCUCGGCCUGGUUAUACCCGGAUCCUUCGCUAUUGGCCUCGUGGAGUCGGUCGCCACCACAACCUCGACAUUCCCACUCCGCUCACAAGAGGAAAUAGGACAAGGGGGAGGUCUUUGUGGAUCUGUCAGAAACUUUACAUCGGCAAUUGCAGUCGCAAUCUUUACAGCAACACUGGCGAACCGCCUUACGACUACGUUUGGCAACGAAGUCGCUCCAGUCGCUCUGCGAAUGGGACUACCCGAAGGUUCCCUGCCUGCAUUGUCCAUGGCUCUGCAAGGUAAAGGCCAGUACGACGCAGUUCCCGGUAUCAACCCGGACAUCCAAGCAGCAGUCCAAGAACCAUAUCGAGUCGCCUUUCAGCAAGCUGCGCAGACCGUGUUCCUCGUAACCUGCGCCUUUACCUCGAUUGCAAUCAUUCUGUCCUUCUUUACCACAAACAACGACAAGAGCACGGAGAACUAUGUCGCCGGAGGCGUCCAUAACGUCAAGGAUGAGAAGAAGUUCGCGCAUCAACAUGAUAGGAAGGAUGAGGAGCAUCAAUCCGAAGAGCAUGUGGGGAACAACAAGGACUAG
This is a messenger RNA of Zasmidium cellare ATCC 36951, 1800 nucleotides long. RefSeq lists its product as uncharacterized. NCBI's taxonomy places the organism in Eukaryota, Fungi, Ascomycota, Dothideomycetes, Mycosphaerellales, Mycosphaerellaceae. Gene Ontology annotation, molecular function: transmembrane transporter activity. The record is from RefSeq and is a predicted model, not a curated record. Gene Ontology annotation, cellular component: membrane. The transcript has 9 exons. Bases 1 to 1800 code for a protein of 599 amino acids. Gene Ontology annotation, biological process: transmembrane transport.